Messenger RNA from Phascolarctos cinereus (koala), 4785 nucleotides. RefSeq names its product tetraspanin-7-like. NCBI's taxonomy places the organism in Eukaryota, Metazoa, Chordata, Mammalia, Diprotodontia, Phascolarctidae. The record is from RefSeq and is a predicted model, not a curated record. Gene Ontology annotation, cellular component: plasma membrane.
UCUGAAGGAGAGAGAGAGGGGAAGAGAUUGAGCGAUAAACGCCUGAAGGACAAGAGAGGCUCAGGCGCCUGAGGGGGGGCGUCCUGGCAAAGCGAAGCCCAAGGCAGCCUCCCCUAGGAGCCCCAAGGAAAGGAGGGCUCCAGGGAGGACAGGCUUCUGAAUAAUGCAGAAGGGAGAAUGAGAAGCUCAAGAUGGAUGGCCAUGGGGGAGCAAGAAGAGGAGGGGAAAUCAGAGGCUAUGGAUCCCUUGUGUUGACCCCAGAGACCCUCUAGGCAUGUGCCGGCCCAAACACAGCUUGUUUCCAGGUGUGUCCGCAUGUGUCCAUGGCUGUGCAUGUAUAUGGGAAGGGCCUCACGUUCAUGGGAGCCCCUUUUCUCAGGUCAGUGAAUGCCUUUGUUGUGAACUACAUGUGUCCUCAGAUUGAAAAGUGCCAGCCAGUUCAUCAGUAGCUGCUCCAGACUUGUGGCCCAGUGCUGUGAGCCUGGGCUGGUCCCUUUUCUGGGGGAGUUCUGCGGGUGGAGUGGGAAGGGACCUUGGGCUGGUCACUUUUCAGGGGGCCCUGGGGGAAUUGGGAGGGACCCUGGGCUGUACCUCUCUGGCACAGUUCUGGAUCAGUGGAUAGUUCUUAUGUUUGGGGAGUCUUUCCUCCCCCCACACAACCUAGAGCUCCCCACAUGCUCCCUCUCCCCGUUUCUCUCCACUCUUUCCCCUGGGAUCUCACAGAACAAGCUGAGUCUUUUUCUCUGCCUUCUCACCGGAGAGGAGGAGAAACAGAAGGUGGGAGGAGGGGGAGAGGAAGGAAGGCCACGGAACAGGACUGGCAGGCCCUCUCCCCAGAGCCCCACCUCUGGCCAGCACUGAGCCCAGCCCCUCCAGCGCCUACAUUUAUGUCCUGGGGCCCCUGUGGGGCCCUGCCCUGAGACUCGCGGGAGGAGGAGAUAGGGACAGGGGCAGACGUCCAAGGAGUGAGCUCUGGGAGGCCAGAGGAGCCCUGAAGAGUGAGGACAGCCUGGGGUUUGGGGCCCUGAGGGUCCAGAGGUUUGGAAGCCUUGUCAGACCAGGGAUCAUGGCCCUCUUGAAGCUCUCGUGCUGGCCUUCAGCUUUGUCUUUGGGGCAGCUGGUCUAACGAUGCUGACCCUUGGGUUGUGGGCUGAGAUGGCGCUGGGAAGGUACCUGGCCCUGUCUGCCCGAGGGGCUCCCAGCGCCCCCUCCCUCCUGCUUGCAGCUGGGGCUACAGGGCUGCUCUGGGGAGGCCUGGCUGGAGGAGGGGCAGCCAGUGAGCACCGGGGCCUGCUCCAGGCAUCUGCAGCCAUCCAGCUGGCGUCCCUGGGAGCUGGCCUUGCUGCCGGCCUUUCGGGACUUUGCUACCAGAACGAGCUGGUCCAGGGCUUCCGGACAGGCCUGUGGAAGGCCCUGCGGGGUUACGGGGCUGGAGGGAGGGGCGAUGCUGGCUUGGACACCCUACAGUGGGGACUCCGGUGCUGUGGAGUAGAUACUUACCGUGACUGGCUGGACUCACCCUGGGCCCGGAGUCCCCGGGCUCAGGGCAAUGGUUCUCUGCCCCCCAGUUGCUGCCGAGGCCAGGCUGACUGCCAGGAGGGGGCCAGGGCAGUGGCUUCUCAUGGCUGUUUCUCCAAAGCCAGUGACUUUGUGGCUGACAAUAUGGCCUUCAUUGCAGUGGCUGCAUUGGGCCUGGGGGCUCUGCAGGUGGUAGGGGUCGUGCUGGCCUGCCUUCUGGCUGCCCGAAUGGCCUCUGGGGCCCAGACCUCUGCAGAGACCCCAAAGAGUCAUUCCCUGGAGAACCCGAUCCCUGCUGUCCCUGCUGUCCCUGCUGUCCCCCUUGAGCCCUGAGGCCCACCCUGCCCCUACCCCAUUCCACCCCCAUUUCCAGGCCCAGCCCUGUCUCCUUUAUAGACUCACCUCACCCAGGAAAGAGCCUAAUGCAGUCCAGCUCUCACAGCGCUGCCCCUGAGCCCAGCUGGUGCUCCUCUGGCCCUCCUUCUUUGUUCCCUUCCUGCCCUGCACCCCGAGGGCUGAGGAUCCUCCAGAACCAGGCUGCCCAGGCCAGCCACCCUCAGCAGGACACUGGAGACAGCUCCCCAGCUCUGGCUCUUGGGGAGUGGUAGAGAGCCCAGAGCUGGGGGCAGAGACAGGGCUGGAGCCCAGAGAGCACACAGUGAUGGAGACGAGGACCAGAGGGGAGCACGGAAAGGACGUGGAGAGCUGGAGGGAAAGGCUGACCAGAGCUUCCCCACCCCAGCUUUGCCGGACGUCAAGGGAGGAAGUUUUGUUGUCCCCAAAGCCUUCCUCCUUUUCUGACUGUCUAUGGACUCUCCAAAGACUCCUUCGCCUUCUCCCAGGCCUGUAUUUACAGGCUCGGGGAAGGGAUAGCCUAGAGUGCGGGGCCUCUGAGCUGUGUCCUCAAAGCCUCACAACCCACAGGUCACCAGUGCCCUGCCCACUCCCACCAGCAGUCAGUGGAAGCUGCAGGGAGCUCUGGCGGAGGCCAAGGUCAGCCGGCCUCCAUCUGCCUCAAGCCUUGACCUUGGCCCCUCUCAACUGAGUGAGGUAUGAGGGGUGUUGGUGCCCCGAGGUAUCCUCCACAGCCAUAACAGCUCACCUCUCCCUGCUCUACGGGGCCCAGUUCAUGGCAGACACGUAUGCAGUGUUGGUUACUCUGGAAUGGUUCCAGACCCUGGGCUCCAGGCAGAAGACCCCCCAAGACACUCUGUAAUGUCUCAGUGGAAUGAGCAGUGACUCUCUGUCCCCCAGCAGCUGUGUGCCCAGGGGCCUGGGAAGUGCCUCUCCUCUGACUGACCAGGCAGCAGGGCCCGCACGCCCCCUCCUCUGGGCCCCCCUCUAUCACCACCUAUGGCCUGCUUCCCCAAAGCCCUGUGUUGGCCGGGAAGGGGCUCCGAAGGGGCAUCUGGCUGCAAGGCUUUUGUACCAUCUUCACCCCAGCCUACCCAUCUCCUAAUUGUGUAGGAUUAUAGGCCUUAGAGCUGGAAAGGGUCUCAGAGGUCUGAGCGUCUCACCACCUCAUUGCACACAUGGGAGAAACUGGGGUCCCAAGGGGGCAAAGACUUGUCUCAAGUCACUUUAGGAGUAGAGUCAGAAUCUGAACCCAGCUCCUCUGACUCCAAUUUCUUGCUCUUUCCAAUAAGCCAGCUGACUACUGCCCCCUGCUGACUUGGGAUGGUUCUGGCUGCUUUCUACUGGCCUGACUUUCUCCUUUACUUAUGGGCAGGAUUCUGUCCUAAGUUGGCAGCGGCCCCCAGCUUCCCCCAGCUUCCCCAAAGGUUCGGUCAUCUAUCUGCCCCAGUCCUCAGCCAUCAGGUCUGGGCACUUCCUGAGGGUUGACCUUGCUUAUCCUUUCCGCAGGGGCUCCUUAAAGCCCAUCCUUCUCCUAUACCCAUCUCCACCCCCGACUUCAUUUGGGCUAAUGCUUCAGCCUCUGCCUCAGUUUCCUCAUCUAUAAAAUGGGGAUAACAAAGCAGCUAUCUCCUAGGGAAAGGUCAAGAACAAGCCUAUCCUUACAUCCCACCCCUGUCCUAUCCCAAUGGAUGGGUGGGAAAGAGGAUGGCCAGAGAAGGGCAAUGACUUUCUCAGAGUCACAAAACAAACUGGAACAAGGACGAAAACACAGAUCAGAGGAGCCGAUGAUAUUCAGAAGUUGUGGGGGUCAUGGAGACCAAGUCCAGUGACGCACCCAUUCUAUGUAUGAGAAAAGCAAGGUGGAGAAGGCAGACGUAACUUGCCCACCUGUGUCAGGGCUGGGUCUGGAACUCAGCCUCGGGUCCUUUACUUCCAAGUCCAACUGCAGCACCCUCCUCCCUUCCCAUUUUAUUCAUUAGCUAGGAGUCAUGAGGGGACCUGAGUCAGAGAACCCCAGCAUCCAUCCCCAGGAAGAAAGUGGUCCUGAGCUCAAGCCUCAAGCUGCAACUUUCUCCUCCGGUUCUGGCCCCCUGGGAACAAGCCAGACAAGGCUGGUGCUCCUUCCACGUGACAGCCUCCUUCUGCCAUCACAGGGCCUGGGUUUGAGUCCUGCCCUACUUAUUUUCUGCCAGUGUGACCCUGGGGCAAAUCAGUUUUCUCACCUGUAAAAUGGGAUCAUACAUUUGAAAUCCAUCUCUCCAGCUGGUGAAAGUGUUCUGUGCAUGAGGAUGGGAACAUUGUUAUCAUAAGGUGUCCGUCCUUCAACGCUUAGAGUGGGAAUGAAGCUUGCCCUGCCCUCUUAGCCCAGCUCUGAUGCUCACUAGCAGGAUGGCUCUCAGCCUGGUUCUUUGUAAAUUGGGGAUGACAUUUGUACUCUCUACCUUGUUGUAAGACUCAAAUGAGAGGCUGAGGAAAGUACUUCUUAACCCUUUAAGGAACUAUAUUGUCAGCUCUGAUGAUGAGGAUCACACCCUAACCCCGGAUUAUCAUUAUCCUUGGUUUAACACAGUGCUAGACUGGAGGCUCACUGAGGGCAGGGACUUAUUCUUGUUCAAGAUAAUCCAUCUAUCAUGGUAGAAUCAGAAAGGUUGGAACCGCAGGGCUUUGAAAGGGACCAGCCUCAUGCUUCGUGGCCCAUUGUCCUCUGCAGCCUCUGCUGAAAGACCUCCUGGGACGGGCAGCACACUGCAGCCAGCACAGCUUUGUCAGCAGCUGCUCACGUCGACUGACUUCACUUCUCUUUCUGACGAGGCUAAUAGACUGGUAGGCUGUAGAGACGAGAUUCUUAGAUUUUGGCAAAGUGUGUCAUUGCAGAUAGUAGGGGUACUUAAUAAACACUUGUAUACAUCA